CAACAACAAAGCUCAAUGUGUUUCAAUAAAAUAUUUAUAUAAAUAAAAUAUUUAUAAAAAUCUCACGGUUGAAAAUCAAGUCAAAUGUUUUAUACGAUAAAAAUAAAAGUCGCGAAGAAAUCAUGUGGUGUAAACAAAAGAUGAAAUUAAUUUACGUUAAUUGCACAGUUGCCAAGAUAAUGAGGAGACAUAUAAAUUAUUGGAGUCACUCAAUAUCACACAAAAAUAUUGCUAGGGGAAAUUUAAAUUUUGUAAAGUAAAUUAGGUGACUGAUAAAUAAAUAAAUAAAUUUUUUUAGUUAUCGAUAUUUAAUAAAUUGAGAAGAAAUAAAUUAUUUUGUCAAUAAUUAAUUUGGUUAAGUAGUAUGUGUAUUUAAUUAUUAAAUUUAUAAAAUAUGGAUCAACAAGAAGACUGUGCGAUGAGGAGGCAACAGCCUGUUCGUCGUUUUCAAAAUGGGUAUAAAAAAGAUUGUUAUGUAUUGCCUCAAUUGCAAUCAUCCAAAUUAGAAGCGAUAAAUCAUCAGAGCAUUGCACAGAAAAAAAUUCGCAUAGCGGUGUAUCUGAUGUCAGGAGUCCUGCUGACGAUGGAGGUCGAGAGAAGUAUAUCAGCCCAACAUAUUCUGUCAAUAGUGCAAACGGAGGCCGAGCUGGGGUUAUCACGAGCCCCCUCGGCAACGGGCCAGCCGGUGUUCGCGUUGUGGAUGUGUUCUUCCGAGCUGGAACUCCAGCUAAGACCGAGUCAUCGGCCUGUGGAACUUGCUGGCAGGUGGAACAAGCUCCUCAGCAAGUACGGUUCCAGGAGAGGGCGCUCCGAGGAGGAACCGCUGCUCUACGUCCGAAGGAACGUUUUUCUGUCGAAGAAAGACGAAGAGCAGAUCAAGGAGCCCAAAGUUGUGGAGCUGCUGUACGCUGAAGCGAGGCAUAAUGUUCAAGAAGGAAGGUAUCCAUGCGAAGGCCAGGCGAGGUACGCAAGCCUGGGGGCUCUGCAAGCGAGAAUAGAGCUUGGACCCUACAAUGCACAAACGCAUACAUUAGCGUACUUCAGGAAGCACAGAGCCAAGUUUUUACCGCAUCACUAUACAUCACCUAGUGUAUUGUUCGGGCUGGGGUUCGGUCUGGGUCUAGUCGGUGGAAAAGGCGCGCCAGAGGCCAGGCUGCUCGAGCAGUACAAGCGGAUACCCAACCACUCGGGGACUAACCCGAACUCCCGCAAGCUUGUGAGAAAAUACUUGGAGUUUUGCUGGGGAUUGCCCAGCUACGGAGCUUCCUUUUUUCACGGUCAAAUUGAGCGACCAGUUCGUGGGCUCGCUUCCUGGAUCACCAACCGGGACCAGCCUGUUCUGGUUGCUAUCAAUACCUCCGGAGUCUACAUCGUUGAUGACUCGCAAUGUAGCUUGUUGCUGGGCUUGAAAUACUCGGAGCUGAGUUGGGAAAUGGCUAAGCCGUCGGACGAAAAUAAUCCAGACUGUUUGCCUUGUUUAUUUCUCCAGUUUCCGGUUAGGGAAAACGGCACACGGGUGUAUAAAAUAUUACAAGUAUUUUCUCGACAAGCAAUAAUGAUGGAUACUUUGAUAUCAGUAUUCGCCGAAGACAGUCGUUUGACGGACGAUAAUGUCGACUCUGCCAAUCAAAAUCGUACAGAAGGUUCUGUGAUAACAAACACCGGUAGUUUUACAAAUAAACUCAGUAAAUUUACUCUAGCGACAUUUGACGAUCAAGGUCGUUGCAUUGGACAAAUGGGUUCGUGGUCUUUUCAAUGAUAUUACACCCUUAUUUCUCGUGCACACGUGUUCAUGACCAAAAUUAAGUAUAGAAUAAUCGUGAUAUUGAUAAAAAAGACUUUCCGCGAGGAUGUAUUUUCAUCGAAAUAAAAAAAAAACCGCAACAAAUUAAUUGUUAAUUCAAUAAUAUUUUGGAUAAAAAAGACAAAACAAAACAAAACGAAUUAUCAUCAAUU
This is a messenger RNA of Cotesia glomerata, 1956 nucleotides long. It is a transcript of the gene Bili, whose product is annotated as FERM domain-containing protein 8. The record is from RefSeq and is a predicted model, not a curated record. The transcript has 6 exons. Gene Ontology annotation, cellular component: cytoskeleton; plasma membrane. Gene Ontology annotation, biological process: negative regulation of canonical Wnt signaling pathway. NCBI's taxonomy places the organism in Eukaryota, Metazoa, Arthropoda, Insecta, Hymenoptera, Braconidae. The coding region runs from base 395 to 1759 and encodes 454 amino acids.